AUGUCUUGGAAGCAAGCGAGCCCAAUCCUUUAUCUUAUGCUCAUGUUCCUUCUCGCGGAAGAUCUCGGGUUGCAUAUCUUCGCAGAUGCCAAUGCUAUAGAAUGCACCUUCUCUUGGGAUUUACCAGCGGCUUGGAACACUCGCAAACAUCUCUGCGGAGUGUCCAAACCAGGUUAUGAGGUGGUCACCUAUAGUUGUGAAUGGUGUGGAAGGAAUGAUAAACAACCACCCUCUGCGUAUGGCUGUGUUGCUCCCGAUGGAACAGAAUUGGGCCCGAAAGUAUCAUUGCCUUGCGAUGCCGGCACUGAAACUAGUACUAAACCAAAACUACCUAUCACUUGCAGAAAGGUUGACAAAGACAAAAACCCGAUCGUUUACUAUUGUAAAAGUCGACAUCUGAAUCAACAAUGUCCUGAGGAUAAGUGUAAAUUAUAA
This is a messenger RNA of Melampsora larici-populina 98AG31, 435 nucleotides long. RefSeq lists its product as uncharacterized. The transcript is spliced from 5 exons. The record is from RefSeq and is a predicted model, not a curated record. The coding region runs from base 1 to 435 and encodes 144 amino acids. NCBI's taxonomy places the organism in Eukaryota, Fungi, Basidiomycota, Pucciniomycetes, Pucciniales, Melampsoraceae.